UAUUACAGUACAGCUCAGAGAAGAGAUUUUAUUAUUUAUUGCUGUUGUUAUCAGGUUGGAUUAAUCUGGGUUAAAUAUUUAUGCAGUCUUUUAUCAUGAAAAGCUCGAAGGAAGCAGUGCAGACCGCCGCCAAGGAAUUUCUUCAUUUUGUUAAUCGUGGAGUUUCGCCUUAUCAUGUGGUGGAGGAAUGUAAGACACGUCUUUUGAAAGCUGGCUUUACAGAGUUGAAAGAGUCUGAACACUGGGACAUCAAACCAGCGAACAAGUACUUUGUGACCCGAAACUACUCCACCAUCAUCGCCUUUGCAGUGGGUGGCUUGUACAAACCUGGCAAUGGUUUCUCCAUAAUCGGAGCUCAUACAGACAGUCCUUGUCUGAGGGUGAAGCCCCGCUCCAAGAAGACAAAAGUAGGCUGCUUGCAGGUUGGUGUAGAAUGCUAUGGUGGAGGAAUCUGGAACACCUGGUUCGACAGAGAUCUGACUGUUGCAGGUCGGGUCAUGGUCAAGAAGGAUGGUAAGCUUCUGCAGCGUCUGGUGCACAUCCAGCGGCCCAUCUUGAGGAUCCCUCACCUGGCCAUCCAUCUGCAGAGGGAUAUCAACGACUCAUUUGGACCCAACAAAGAGAACCACCUAGUACCUUUACUGGCUAGUGCAGUUCAGGAUGAGCUAGAGACAGGUGUUCCUGCUUCUAGUGGUGCCUGUGAUGCAGCAUGUACAGCGGAGAAGCACCAGCCUGCUCUGACCCGGCUUGUUUGUUGUGAGCUGGGGGUCGAACCCGAAACCCUGUUGGAUUUUGAGCUGUGUUUGGUGGACACCCAGCCUGGAACAAUUGGAGGUGUGUAUGAGGAGUUCAUCUUCUCUCCUCGUCUGGACAACCUCCACAGUUGCUACUGUGCUUUAACAGCUCUGAUAGAUUCCAGUAUCCCUGAUUCUCUCUCUGCUGACCCAAACAUUCGUGUGAUUACUCUCUAUGACAAUGAAGAGGUGGGCUCGGAGAGUGCUCAGGGUGCUCAGUCUAACCUGACGGAGCUCAUUCUGCGCCGCCUGGCAUCCAGCAGUGAAAACUUGACUGCCUACCAGGAAGCCAUGCCCAUCUCUUUCAUGAUUAGUGCUGACAUGGCUCAUGCUCUGCACCCCAACUAUCAAGAGAAACAUGAGGAAAAUCACAGACCUGCUUUUCAUAAGGGUCCGGUCAUAAAGUUUAACAGUAAUCAACGCUACGCCACCACUGCUGUAACUGCCUCUAUCAUCCGUGAGAUUGCCUCGAAGGUGGAUGUGCCUAUUCAGGACGUGAUGGUGCGGAAUGACAGCCCAUGUGGAACAACCAUUGGGCCCAUCCUGGCGGCUCGUCUAGGAAUUCCGGUGCUGGACCUGGGUGCUCCACAGCUGGCCAUGCACUCCAUCAGAGAGAUGUGCUGCACCUCUGGGGUCCUCCAGUCCACCAAUCUCUUCAAGGGCUUCUUUGAGCACUUUCCCUCUGUGAGAAAGACGGUUGUGGUUGACUAGGCUGUGCUGCUGGGAAGCAGUGUAGUCAGACAGCUGGCCAGAUGUGCGAACCAUCAGGGAAAUCAGAAUCUCCUCAACUCCUUUGGCUUGUCUUACAACAACCCUCCUUUGUGAAACAGAGGGUGCGUUGCAUCAGUCUAUGACAGUGUGGUUGCUAAGCCAUGUGCUUUUAUGUUUCUUCUUAAUCAGAGUAUCACUGUUAAAAAUUAAAAAAUAUGCUUGAUA
Messenger RNA from Trichomycterus rosablanca, 1730 nucleotides. RefSeq names its product aspartyl aminopeptidase (gene dnpep). Lineage: Eukaryota; Metazoa; Chordata; Actinopteri; Siluriformes; Trichomycteridae. Gene Ontology annotation, molecular function: zinc ion binding; aminopeptidase activity. Gene Ontology annotation, biological process: proteolysis. The transcript is spliced from 15 exons. The coding region runs from base 81 to 1505 and encodes 474 amino acids. The record is from RefSeq and is a predicted model, not a curated record.